AUGGACAAGGAAACUAUCAAACAAUUCCUGAAGCAACAAGCCGAGCAUCAGAGGCUUUUCCAACAACAACAACAAGAGUUUCUCAAUGCGAUCAUUGCUGCGUUCACUACGCAGAAGCAGCAGCCGGACGUUACCAACAUCAUCAACUCACUGUCAAACCUAAUUUCGACGUUUCACUACUGUCCGGAUGACGGGGAAACCUUCGAUGCCUGGUUUGAUCGAAACCACGAUAUCAUCGAAAUCGACGGCAAGGACCUCGACGACGCUACCCGCAUACGCAUAGUCGUAUCUAAGCUAGAGAACAAAAAAGCCGAACAGUUUAGAAGCUUCAUUCUGCCGAAGACACCUGCCGACGUCAACUUCAACGUUGCUACGUUGAAGAAACUUUUCAACCAGACAAAGUCGCUGGCGAGACUCCGUUAUGAACUUUUAUCGCGAAUUCCGGCACUUCGCGAACUCGAACGGAGUCCGGAAUUGAAACUAACGAAGCUCACGGACCGAUUGGAUCAAGUUAUCUCACUUCGCGCCGACGCAGACUUUAUCGGAAGUGGAUCUCACGACAUCCACGCCAUUCGCCGACAAGCCAACAAACCCAAGCCUAAAUUCCAAGGAGGAUCACGACCAAAGAACGCGAGAACUCCGACUUCUCCGCGCACUUCUGCAACAUCACCACCGUCGCCGUGCUCGAGAUGUGGGGAUCACACUGGAGACGGGAUUGCAAGCUGCCAUACGAAACAAUCUGCCACAGCGGUCACAAGACGGGACAUCUCUCGAAAGUAUGUCGCCAGGGACAACAACGCCGUCUUCAUCGCGCAAUCGUCCACGAAAACCCAGAACCGGAUCUACACCACAGUUUCGAUUAAUGGAACACCGAUCAAGAUGCAGCUUGAUACGGAAGCAGAAGUUACCCUGCUGAAUCAUGACGAUUGGAUUAAACUCAACCGACCGAAGCUGCGGAAUCUGCUAUGUCACGAACACGUCAACAUUACUCGGAAUGGAAUGGAUUUCCCAGGACAAGAAACUCUACAACCAACUAGUCGGGACAACCAACGCGAUCUCGACAUCGUCAACAACGAUUGCCGCCCAACGAAGGACUCUCGAAAAUGA
Molecule: messenger RNA, 1107 nt
Organism: Caenorhabditis bovis
Lineage: Eukaryota; Metazoa; Nematoda; Chromadorea; Rhabditida; Rhabditidae
Source: the annotation of a GenBank genome assembly